CAUGAUAGCACUGUGUGUGGCAGUCUUUACAAUACUCGUUGUCCUCUUCUUCGGAGUAUGGAAGCUGCGUACCAAAGUGCUGCCAAGCCGGAGUGGAGUGCCUCGGAAACCUCGCUUCAGAAAGAGAGACAAAGUUUUGUUCUAUGGACGCAAAAUGCUACGAAAGGUAAGGAGUUUUACUAAAAAUACUGUUGGAGCAGCCUACUCUGGUCCUGGCCGAGGGAAAUUGAAAAAUAAACAGUUAGUGAUGAAAUUAGCUAAAAGGUUACUGCAGCUGCGAAACAGGAAUGCCCUACCACAGAGGAAACACACAGAGCCUCCACAAUCCUUCCUGGAGACAGACUCGUCGGAGAUUGAGGAGUCCGAUCAUCGUCUUCCACCAGAGGUGCUUUACAUGCUCCGUAGUACUAGAGUUUUUGGACAUUUUGAGAAACCAUUAUUUUUAGAGCUAGUCAAGCAUAUGGAGUCCAAAUUUAUAGCUCCUGGUGGCUACCUGUUUAAAAUUGGCGAUGUGGAUGACAGUAUAUAUGUGGUACAAAGUGGCAAACUACAUGUAUAUAUAGCAGAGGCGGAGUCUGAAUAUUUUGUAAAAGAAGUGAAUACAGGCGACAGUAUCCACAGUCUGCUUAGUAUACUGGAUGUCCUUACAUGUCAUGCCCAACCUUUUAAAACUGUUUCUGCAAAAGCAGUUGAAGAAACAACAGUAUUGAGGUUGCCUGCUCUUGCCUUCCAAUCUCUGUUUGAGCGAUUCCCAGAGUCCUUGGUUAGAGUUGUUCAGAUCAUAAUGAUACGACUACAGCGUGUGACGUUUACUGCUUUACAUAACUACUUAGGCCUCAGUAAUGAACUCAUCAGUCCCGCAAGCAAUACUGAGAUGCGAACUCUGUCUAUCCACACCAUUACUCCACAGUCGAGUCCGUAUAAACGCCAAACUAGUUUUACACCCUCUUCAUCAUCAGACAUGGAGACUCUGAAAGCUUCCUUCACAGAUGUAAAAAGACAAUACUCAGAAGGCAGUGAUGUGGAUCACCUUAAGUCUGACUUUGACACAGCACGUAUGCGUGCACGUGCACUCAGUGCUUCCAAGAUUGAGGUUGAAGGAGCACCAUCAAGUACUUCAUCUGCACAGAGACACAAAGUGAAGAAAACAGAAAUGACUUUAUCAACAUCAUCUCAAAAUACUAAUGAAGAGAUGGUUCUCAACCUUGCAAAGAAAGACCUCAUCACCCUACUCAAACUUAAGGAUUCCACCAUUUUGGAUGACAAGGUGUCCUUUCAGUACAUCAAAGCUGGAACCACACUCAUCAAACAAGGUGAUCAGGAUGCAAGUCUCAUUUUCCUCAUCACUGGAAACCUGCUGAUUCUCCAACAGGUUGUUGGAGCCAAAGAAAAAGAGCAAGCCCUCUUGUUUUGUUCCCAACCGGGAGAAAUGGUGGGAGCACUGGCUGUAUUGACUGGGGAGCCAUCAUUCUUUACCAUCAGAUCCAAAACUGAUGUUCGCAUUGUUGUCAUUUCAAAAAAUGACUUCUAUGAAAUGAUGCGUGUUCAGCCAGAUGUUGUCCUUAAUGUUGCCAAGACCACACUGGUGAGGAUGACACCAUUUGUACGACAAAUCGACUUUGCCCUUGACUGGAUGUUGACAGAGGCAGGAAAAGCACUAUUCAGACAAGGAGACUACUCUGAUAGUAUCUAUAUCGUCCUCACUGGACGGUUUCGAUCUGUGAUCACCCAGAAGGAUGGUAAGAAGGAGUUAGUGGCUGAGUAUGGCCGUGGGGAGCUGGUUGGUAUCGUGGAGGUCCUCACUGACACAGAACGCACCACUACAAUGAUGGCCAUUCGAGACACAGAGUGUGCUAAACUACCAGCAGAAUUACUCAACUUAAUAAAGAGAAAAUACCCACACAUUGUCACUCGGCUGAUCCAUCUCCUGGGACAGAGGAUUCUGGGACAUUUACAGACCUCACGUCAGCAGGUUCCUCUUGGAGACAACCUGCAGAUUGUAGAGAACAGGUCAGUGAGCAACCUAGCAACAGUGGCUGUCCUGCCUAUAUCUAAGGAUGUGCCUAUCUCCACCUUCACCUUGGAACUCCAGAAUGCCCUUAAAGCCAUAGGAUCUACAACAAGGCUGACCAGUAGUAUUGUCAAAUCUAGAUUGGGAGGAGCUGCUCUGGACAGUAUCCAUGAAUUCCGCUUGUUUAAUUGGCUGGGCCACCAGGAGGACAUGCAUCGAAUGACCCUGUAUGAGUGUGACUAUACAAUGACUAAGUGGACAAAGAACUGUAUCAGACAGGCAGACUGUAUCCUUAUUGUCGGUCUAGCUGACAAUGAUCCUGCUGUAGGGGAGGUGGAGAAACAAAUGGGGAAUAUCUCUGUACGAGCUCAAAAGGAACUUGUCCUACUGCACAAAGAAGAUGCAGAGAAACCAAAGGGUACAGUGGAGUGGCUGAAUGCUCGUGGCUGGUGCUCCUCUCAUCACCAUAUUCGCUGUCCUAAACGUGUCUUCUCAAAACGACCCGAGGACAAAAUACUGGAGUUGUACAACAAAUUGUUUGAAACUGAACCAGACAGACAAAGCGACUUCGGCAGACUGUCCAGAUUUCUAACAGGCACUUCUAUUGGUCUGGUUUUAGGAGGGGGAGGAGCCAGAGGACUAGCCCACAUUGGUAUGAUCAAAGCAAUGGUGGAAGCUGGUAUCCCAAUAGACAUGGUCGGUGGCACCAGUAUGGGAUCCUUUAUAGGGGCUGUGUGGUGUGAUGAGGUCAAUGUGGCUCGGCUCACACAGAAGAGCAGGGAAUGGUGCAAGGAAAUGACAUCUUUGUGGAAGAAGAUCGUAGAUCUGACUUACCCAAUAGCGUCAAUGUUCUCGGGCAGAGCCUUUAACAGAUCUAUAGAGAUGGUGUUUACAGACAGACAAGUGGAAGACUUGUGGACUCCCUACUUUUGUAUCAGUACAGAUAUCUCUACGUCGAAGAUGAAGGUUCAUACCACAGGAAGUCUUUGGAGAUAUGUACGGGCCAGUAUGUCAUUGUCAGGGUACAUGCCUCCUCUUUGUGACCCAGUUGAUGGACAUCUUCUGUUGGAUGGUGGUUAUGUCAAUAACUUGCCUGCUGAUGUAAUGAAGUCCAUGGGAGCCCAGUCUAUCUUUGCUGUAGAUGUUGGCAGUCAGGAUGAGACGUCCCUUACAAAUUAUGGAGAUGAUCUGUCUGGCUGGUGGUUGCUAUGGAAACGCUGGAAUCCAUGGGCAGAACCUGUUAAGGUACCAGAUAUGAACGAGAUACAGUCCCGUCUAGCCUAUGUAUCAGGAGUCCGUCAGCUGGAGAUGAUGAAGACCAGUGACUAUUGUGAAUAUAUUCGUCCUCCAAUAGACAAGUUUGCCACCCUCCAGUUUGGCAGUUGUGAUGAAAUCAGUGAUGUAGGGUAUCAUCAUGGGCGGACACUGUUCUCUGGCUGGGUGAAAGGAGGACUUGUCAAGGAGCUGUUUGAGGAGAAAAGCAAGGACAAGUCAUAUGGCAGUAACUCAAUGCUAAGACCUGAGGCAAACAUUCCAGUGAUGGCUAACUUCACAGACUUGGCUGAGCUUGUGUCCAAGAUUGACGAGCCACAGCACCAUUUAAUGGCAGACUUUUAUGAGCCAGAUGAUGAGUAUGAGGAUGAAGAUAGUGAUGAUGCCAACAGCUAUGAGAUAGAGGAGGGAGAAGAGGAGUCCUUGGAAGAUGUGAUUGAUGAUGAAGUAAUAGAGGAAAUCGUCCGUUCUCCCUCUAUGAUUCUUUCUCAGCCAGCAGCAGAAUCAAAAAAGAAUGCCACUAAUUUGAAGCGGAGAUCUAGUCAAGGAAAAUCAAACAAAAUGAGAACAGCUGUGAAUAAGAAGACAUACCUGGAUAUCUAUAUAGGAACAGAACAGCUGUGAAUAAGUAGGGAUACCUGGAUAUCUAUAUAGGAACAGAACAGCUGUGAAUAAGUAGACAUACCUGGAUAUCUAUAUAGGAACAGAACAGCUGUGAAUAAGUAGGGAUACCUGGAUAUCUAUAUAGGAACAGAACAGCUGUGAAUAAGUAGACAUACCUGGAUAUCUUUAUAUGAACAGAAAGA
Molecule: messenger RNA, 4089 nt
Organism: Ylistrum balloti
Lineage: Eukaryota; Metazoa; Mollusca; Bivalvia; Pectinida; Pectinidae
Product: patatin-like phospholipase domain-containing protein 7
Exons: 33
Coding region: 2-3907 (1301 amino acids)
Biological process (GO): phosphatidylcholine metabolic process
Cellular component (GO): endoplasmic reticulum
Molecular function (GO): phosphatidylcholine lysophospholipase A1 activity
Source: RefSeq, a predicted model, not a curated record